Molecule: messenger RNA, 670 nt
Organism: Glycine soja
Lineage: Eukaryota; Viridiplantae; Streptophyta; Magnoliopsida; Fabales; Fabaceae
Product: probable histone H2B.3
Exons: 1
Coding region: 99-518 (139 amino acids)
Biological process (GO): nucleosome assembly
Cellular component (GO): nucleosome
Molecular function (GO): DNA binding; protein heterodimerization activity; structural constituent of chromatin
Source: RefSeq, a predicted model, not a curated record
UCUUUCAUCCUAUUACUCAUCGCAUUUCAUAGCACUCACCCUCAUUACCAACACGAAAGCAUAGCCAAAACCUUUUUUCGAAGUCUCUGAUUUUCCUAAUGGCUCCGGCAAAGGCAGAGAAGAAGCCGGCGGAGAAGAAGCCAGCGGCGGAGAAGGCACCGGCGGAGAAGAAGCCGAAGGCGGAGAAGAAGAUCUCGAAGGAAGGAGGGAGCGAGAAGAAGAAGAAGCGCACGAAGAAGAGCGUGGAGACCUACAAGAUCUACAUCUUCAAGGUCCUCAAGCAGGUUCACCCCGACAUUGGUAUUUCCAGCAAGGCCAUGGGCAUCAUGAACAGCUUCAUCAACGACAUCUUCGAGAAGCUCGCCCAGGAAGCGUCGCGUUUGGCUCGCUACAACAAGAAGCCCACCAUCACCUCGAGGGAGAUCCAGACCGCCGUGCGUCUCGUGCUCCCUGGUGAAUUGGCCAAACACGCCGUUUCUGAAGGGACCAAGGCGGUUACCAAGUUUACCAGCUCUUGAAUUAGGGUUUGUUAGGCGGUUGUGUUGCAGAUCUAGGGUUUUCUGUGGAUUUCUUUUCUUAAAAAUUAGUUUGUAGAUGUAAUGAUCUGAACAGUUGUUAAUGGAAGGUUUCGUUUGAAUAAUUAUAAUUGCAUGACUGUGGAUUACUUUUU